AUGUCAUUUAUUCCAGCAGAGGCCCAAGCUAGUUUGGCCGAGUUAGUUACUUAUUUGGCCUCUGCCGACAAUGCAUUGAGAUCGAAGGCUGAGCAAACCCUUGAUUCAGAAUGGUCACUGGGUAAAGAAAUUGAGAUGCUUCUCUUAUAUUUGGCUGAAGCCGCCUGUACCUCGACGGACCAGACAAUACAAGCGUUUUGUGCCGUCUUGUUUAGAAGGGUUGCAAUCAAGUCACCAAAAGAAUGGUCCAAUGUGACUGAUAGAACUAUAGACGUGAUAAGUGAGCCUGUUCGCCAACAGAUACGUUCGACGUUAUUGAAUGGAUUCCUCUCUGUGAAAAGCAAGCAAAUACGCCACAAAUUGGCCGAUGCAAUCUCUGAAGUUGCCAAAGAGGACUCGUCACCGGCUGGAACUUGGAAUGAUCUUCUUCCAUCUUUAAUUGAAGCUACGAGACACAGCGAUGCCAGUUAUCGUGAGUCCGCAUUUCGUGUCUUUUCAAAUGCUCCAGAACUUAUCGGUAAAGAAAAUCAUGAGGCAAUACUCCCUGUUUUCAAUGCUGGUUUUGCAGAUGAAGAUGACGACGUCUGUGUUGCGGCUUGUACUGCCUUCGUUGCCUUCUUUCGCGAGCUUCCUCGCAAGACCUAUGCAUCACAUGCUCCGUUGUUACCAAACCUUAUGAAUUCAUUACCUCGUUUCCUACAGAAUGGUAAAGACUUUGCAUUGUCGUCUAUCUUGGCUUCCCUUAUCGAUCUUGUUGAAUUGGCUCCAAAAAUGUUCAAAGAUAUGUUCCCCACCAUUAUUGAGUUUUGCGCUGCCGUGGCUAGAAACAAAGAUUUGGAUUCAAGCGCAAGAAUGGGAGCCCUUGAAUUGCUAACAACAUUCUCUGAAGUUUCUCCUGCCAUGUGCAAGAAGACUCCCACGUUUACCAAUACCAUGGUCGAGAUAACGUUGCUCAUGUUGACAGAGGUCUGUAUAGACGAUGAUGAUGCCGCUGAAUGGAACAACAGCUCCGAUCUCGACGAUGGAGAAUUGGAGCCAGAGUAUGACGCAGCUCGUCAAGCCUUAGAUCGAGUAUCUUUGAAACUCAAUGGAAUGGCCAUCGCAACUCCCUUAUUCAAUUAUUUGCACAUAUGCUAA
Meyerozyma guilliermondii ATCC 6260 is the source of this 1137-nucleotide messenger RNA. RefSeq lists its product as uncharacterized. The record is from RefSeq and is a predicted model, not a curated record. The transcript has a single exon. Gene Ontology annotation, molecular function: nuclear import signal receptor activity. Gene Ontology annotation, biological process: protein import into nucleus. Bases 1 to 1137 code for a protein of 378 amino acids. Gene Ontology annotation, cellular component: cytoplasm; nucleus. Lineage: Eukaryota; Fungi; Ascomycota; Pichiomycetes; Serinales; Debaryomycetaceae.